AUGGACGCUGACCAACGACGUCCAACACAUGCGGCGACCAGUGCGAAUCGUAAACCGCGUUUCAUUAGACCAUCCGAUGAUGAUGUGCUUGCGGAUGAUCGCCAUAAGGGUCCACUGGUACUAGAAGAGCGAGCAGCUGAAUCAAGUGUUGAAGUAGAUCUGGGAUGUUCGAUCGUUUACAACAAUCCCUAUGUGCUAUUAUCUAUUCAGCAACAAAGAUCAAGACUACCCAUAUUCAAGAAUCGUAAUCAUAUUUUGUAUCUGCUGGAGAAGUAUCGAACGGUGAUCAUUGUCGGUGAGACAGGAUGCGGGAAAAGCACUCAGAUACCUCAGGUUCGCCAGAACGCUAGAUGCGUCUUCACUUCUAAUGCUAACCGCAAUUUGGAUUUCUUCAUAUUGCCCUAG
This is a messenger RNA of Anisakis simplex (herring worm), 405 nucleotides long. The record is from the annotation of a GenBank genome assembly. NCBI's taxonomy places the organism in Eukaryota, Metazoa, Nematoda, Chromadorea, Rhabditida, Anisakidae.